Molecule: messenger RNA, 1149 nt
Organism: Manihot esculenta (cassava)
Lineage: Eukaryota; Viridiplantae; Streptophyta; Magnoliopsida; Malpighiales; Euphorbiaceae
Exons: 4
Coding region: 1-1149 (382 amino acids)
Source: RefSeq, a predicted model, not a curated record
AUGGCUGCAGCUGCUGCCGCUGAAGAGCAACCUCUUUGCAUCACAUACCCAAUACUAAAUGCACCAUUGGAAUUGAGAACAGGUAUGAUUCAUAUGUUACCAAAAUUCCAAGGCUUAGAGAAUGAAGACCCUCAUCGUCAUCUAAAGGAGUUUUAUGUGGUCUGUUCAAGUAUGAGACCACAAGGUAUAACUGAUGAACAAAUAAGGUAUAAGAAAUUAAUUGCAAGUUGUCCAAAACAUGGAAUCACUCCAAAACAACUUAAUCUUCACUUUUACGAAGGACUUUUGCCAUUAGAACGAAGAAUAAUAGAUGCUGCUAGUGAAGGAGCCAUUGCAGAAAUGGAACCUGAAGAAGGUAAAACUUUAAUCUCCAAAUUAGCUGCCAAUUCUAGACAAUAUGGCCGAGAAGAGGACAUUCCAAGAAAUGCCAAUGAAGUAAGUAUUGCAUCUUUAGAUUCUAAAAUUUCACAACUAACAGCUGCAAUUCAACAAUUGGCUGCAGGGAACAAUACACGAACUUUUGGCAUUUGCAAACAAGCAUAUCACCCCACAGAUAUGUGUCCUAUCCUUCAAGAAGGAGAGCAACAGGUAAACGCCAUUAGAGGAUUCAAUGGACAACAAAGGAAGUAUGACCCGUUUUCAAGCACUUACAACUCGGGGUGGAGAGAUCAUCCAAACCUCAGCUAUGGGAAUAGAAAGCAGAACUACCAACCAAGAACCAACUAUCAAGCUGCAAAAUCAGAAUCUCAAGGGAAACUACCUUCCCAAACCAUACCAAAUCCAAAACAGAACGUAAGUGCAAUUACACUGCGAAGUGGGAAGGAGUUAGAAUCUGCCAGCCCAAAGAAGCUUGCCCAAGGCAGUAAGGCAGACCAGAAGAUAGAAGCAGAAAUAGAGAUUCUAGAAGAGAAACAACCCCAGAAAUCUGAGGAAGAACAAUCCCCAAUGCAGGUAAUACGUCCACCUUUUCCUGAAAGAUUUGCUCAAUCAAAAAGAGAAAAGGAAGAAAAAGAGAUCUUGGAGAUUUUUCGCAAAGUCCAGGUAAACAUACCCCUUCUUGAAACCAUAAAGCAAAUACCUAGCAUAGAUGUAGUUGAUCCUCUCGCUCAAGAAGCCUUUGAACUAAGCAAAAAAACAAGUUGGAGGUAG